Molecule: messenger RNA, 2643 nt
Organism: Topomyia yanbarensis
Lineage: Eukaryota; Metazoa; Arthropoda; Insecta; Diptera; Culicidae
Product: probable peroxisomal acyl-coenzyme A oxidase 1
Exons: 9
Coding region: 494-2506 (670 amino acids)
Biological process (GO): fatty acid beta-oxidation using acyl-CoA oxidase; lipid homeostasis
Cellular component (GO): peroxisome
Molecular function (GO): FAD binding; fatty acid binding; acyl-CoA oxidase activity
Source: RefSeq, a predicted model, not a curated record
GGUGUAUGGAGUUCUUAUUUUAGUGUGUAGUGAUAGGAGUGGUUGCGUAUUAACAUCUGUAAACCAUAUCAUUUGAGCUUUAAAUUGUUUUAUUUGCCAAAAUUUUGGUAGAACGAAAUAUUCAAACCCACAGGAACACAUUCAACUCGGACUGUGAAGUUUUAUCAGUGUGUAGGUAUGUACUUAACAGUUGCUGUUGAACGGUCAGCACGUACCCCACCGUGAUGAGUGUUUAUUACAGUCCAAAGGCCAAUUAUUGUGAACUCAUUAUCUGUAAAGUAAUCUGUAGCGGUUAAAGCGCUUUGCAAAUUUCCCUUACGUUCAGUCAGUUUAAAUCUUUCAUGAAAUUACAUACUAGUCUUAAUAUUUUUUUUAAAAUUUUGGUAAUCAUAAUAGUGAAAGCGUUGAGUGAAAUUCUAUUGGUGCAAAAAACAGAGGUCAGAAAAACAUCUAGAAAAGUGCAUACGUACAAAAGUUGGGUUACUGUAUUACCAUGCCGAGCAAAGCAGUGAAUGAAGAUCUUCAGAACGAAAGAAAAAAGUGCACAUUCAUCAAUGAUGAAUUUACGCUUUGGUGGAUCGGUGGAGAGACCAAACUAAAAGAAAAACAUUUUCGAGAAAACUUCUUUCUAAGUGAACCAGAGUUUUUUGAUAAAACUCCCUUACAUUUUGCAUCGCAUAAGGAAGUUUACGAGGAAUCGGUCCGUAAAUCGACCGUCAUAUUUCGUAAGGUGAAAAAAUUGCAAGAACAAGGCAAGGAUGGAGUUGACAACUAUAUGGCGCUUCUGGGAGGACUAUUGGGAUCUGGAAUCAUCCGGGAAGGAAAUCCGUUAGCGGUACAUUUUGUUAUGUUCCUACCAGCUAUUAUGGGUCAUGGUACACCUGAACAGCAAGCAGAAUGGAUUGGGCGGGCCUGGAAUUGUAAUAUUAUAGGCACCUAUGCACAAACGGAACUAGGGCAUGGUACAUUUAUCCGUGGUUUGGAGACUACUGCAACUUAUGACGAAAAAACGAAAGAGAUUGUGAUCGAAAGCCCUACACUGUCGUCAUACAAGUGGUGGCCAGGCGGAUUGGGUCAUACAGCGAACUACUGUAUAGUUAUUGCUCAGUUGUACUCUAAAGGUCAAUGCCAUGGAAUUCAUCCGUUCAUCGUUCAGUUGCGCGAUGAAGAAACGCAUAUGCCUCUUCCUGGAAUAACAAUUGGAGAAAUUGGCAACAAACUUGGAAUGAAUGGAGUUAAUAACGGUUUUCUCGGAUUCAAGAAUGUACGAAUCCCGCGUACGAACAUGUUGAUGAAAAAUGCUCAACUACAUGAAGAUGGAACUUUCGUGAAGCCCCCCUCAUCGGUAUUGACCUAUGGAACGAUGAUGUUUGUUCGGGUAGUAAUUGUAAGGGAUAUGGCUAAUUACCUUUCUAAAGCCGUAACAAUCGCUACAAGAUAUUCUUGUGUUCGUCGACAAAGCGUUAUCAAUCCUGACCAACCAGAAGUGCAAAUCAUUGAUCAUGUUACGCAACAAUAUAAGUUAUUCCCAGCUAUCGCAAAGAGUAUUAUAUUCAAACUCACGUCUGAUAACUUAUGGGAUAUGUAUAAUCAAGUGACCUCUGAGCUGGAGAAAGGGGACUUGGAGCGACUACCAGAAUUGCACGCAAUUGCCUGCUGCUUGAAAGCAGUAUGCACGGCAGAUGCAGCACAGGCAGUAGAAACAUGUCGCUUGGCUUGCGGUGGCCACGGGUACAUGACAUGCGCCAACCUGUUCGGAACCUAUGGUAUGGUAACAGCUGCUUGUACAUAUGAAGGUGAAAACACGGUGCUUCUACUACAAACGGCAAGGUAUUUGCUCAAGGUCUGGAAUCAAGCCCAGAAGGGACAAGAACUCGUUCCAACUGUGGAAUACUUGAAGAGUUUCAUUUCCAAUAAAAACAAACGUCAAAAUUGGAACGACUCAGUGACUGGAAUUAUUCGGAACUUGCAAACCGUUGCUGCUGGGAAACUUCGACUUGCAAAUGAGCACAUCGAGCAGCGGAAGCAAGCUGGCUACACUCAAGAGGAGGCGGUCAACUUGACCUCACUAGAAUUGGCACAAACGGCCGAUGCUCACUGCCGGGCCUUCCUGGUACAGUCUGGUUACGAGAUGAUAGAGAAAGCCUGCGAUUCUAUAUCAUCGGAGCUGGCUCGGGUUUUGCGUGAUAUUUACGAGCUAUACGCCUAUGACGAGGCCAUCAAAGCUGUUGGUGAUCUUUUGAGGUUCACUACCAUAUCGGACAGUGACAUCACACGACUACAGCAAAAGUUGGAAGAUUCGCUGACCGCAAUUCGCCCGAAUGCUAUAGGCAUUGUUGAUUCGUUUGACAUUCCUGACAUGGUACUCGGAUCUGCUCUCGGUGCUUACGAUGGUAACGUAUACGAGCGUUUAUUCGAGGAAGCUAAGAGGAGUCCUCUAAAUCAGGAACCCGUUAACAAAUCGUUCCAUUUGUACCUUAAACCGUUUAUGAAGUCUAACUUAUAAUUCUGUAAACGAAAUCGGUUGGUGAUAGGAAUGCUAUAUAUUAUAUUUUUAUAAGGUUUAUAAGUCGGUUUACACGCAUUAGUUAUUUUUAUACACAUUAUUAACGCAAAACAAUAAAUAAUUACUGAUUUAAACAA